Oncorhynchus gorbuscha (pink salmon) is the source of this 2270-nucleotide messenger RNA. Its product is annotated as prostaglandin E2 receptor EP1 subtype-like. Lineage: Eukaryota; Metazoa; Chordata; Actinopteri; Salmoniformes; Salmonidae. The transcript is spliced from 3 exons. The coding region runs from base 306 to 1487 and encodes 393 amino acids. The record is from RefSeq and is a predicted model, not a curated record. Gene Ontology annotation, biological process: adenylate cyclase-activating G protein-coupled receptor signaling pathway; inflammatory response; positive regulation of cytosolic calcium ion concentration. Gene Ontology annotation, molecular function: prostaglandin E receptor activity; thromboxane receptor activity. Gene Ontology annotation, cellular component: plasma membrane.
GAUAUAGACUUAGAGAGAAAGAGAGGAAACGAGUGUCACAAUGAGUGUCUCAGUGACUGGACUAUGGUAAUGAGAGAAGAGACGGUGCUCCUCUGCCUGCAGAAUUGAGUUUGACAGACCCAUGCUGGCACAGCUGCAGACAAGAGAGGCUGAUUUGGGUAUCGGAUGGGUAAGACCUUCACACCUCAUCCAUCAAUCCUGCAUUCUGUAUCAUUCCACAAAGUGACAUUCAUAUGAAGAACCAUGCCUGAUUGAUUGUGUAAGAUGGCAUUGAAGCUGAAUACUCUGUGCUCCUCUAUGACGUCAUGGCUACAGUCUCUGCCCCCUCCUCUCCCUCUGUCCUCCAUCACCUCCCAGAGCUCAACUUCUCCUCCUGCCCCUGUCCAUCCAUCCAGACCCUGAAUGCCACCACACUGCCACCCCUCAUCAACCCUCCCUCCUUUGGAUUGUCCUGUUUCACCAUGACCCUGGGUGGCCUCUCCAACCUAAGCGCCCUGGGCAUCCUGGCCAAGUCCUAUGUACGCUUCAGACAUCGGGCCAAAGCUCCGUUCCUGUUGUUAGUGGGGGCUCUACUGCUAACCGACCUGGCUGGUAAUUUGAUCCCUGGUGCCUUUGCCCUCCAUCUGCACCUGGGUCAGAGUGGGAGGCACAGGGUGGCUGCAGGAAUGCGUGACACCACCGAGCCUGCCGGGAUGUUCUGCCAACUGUUCGGUGCCAGCUUGGUGUUCUUCGGCCUGUGCCCUCUAUUACUGGGCAGUGCCAUGGCCGUGGAGCGUUGUAUGGGCAUUACCCAGCCCCUCCUCCACUCUGCCCUGAUCACGGUGGCCCACAUGCGUCUGGCUGUCCUCCUGCUGUCCUCCCUAGCCCUGCUGCUGGCCGGGCUCCCCCUGGUGGACGUGGGUAGUUACACAACCCAGUUCCCUGGUACCUGGUGCUUUCUGACAGUCCACGGGCCGCUCUCCACGGCCGACGUCAGCCUGGCCCUCACCUUCUCCGGCCUGGGGCUCACGGCGCUCAGCCUCUCCCUGAUUUGUAACACCCUGAGCGGGCUGGCUCUGCUGCAGGCCAGGCUCAGCUCCCAGGGCAUCAGGACAAACACUACAGCAGCGCCAGGACGAUAUGGAAGAACCUCCUCCUCUCCCCUACGCUCGCUGGAUGUAGAGAUGAUGGCCCAGUUGACAGUGAUCACGAUGGUGUCCUGUGUGUGCUGGAGCCCCUUUCUAAUCUCCAUCUCUCUGCUGGUGGGUCAGUUCUGCCGCGGCGGGCGAGGCUCCAGCCACACAGUACGUCAGUCAGAGAAGCUGGUUCUGUUGGGCCUCCGCAUGGCCACCUGGAACCAGAUCCUGGACCCCUGGGUCUACAUCCUGCUCAGACGGGCUGUGCUGCGCAGGGUCUUCCGCGUCCUCCAGCCAGACUCCAGGUCCACCCUGACACAGAGCAGCUCCUGCACUACAGCCUCACGCAGACAGGGGAUUGGACUACAUUGAACCAUGCAUGUGUGUAAAGAUAUUCCCAUUUGUGGAUACACUCUCUGUGAUGAACUGGGUGAAGAGAGAACUCAAAAACACCAAGUGAAACAGGUUUUAGAUACUGCACAUCGAUGCAUAGGCCUACAGUACAAGAAUGUGGACAUGUACUCAUAGCAGAAGGGCAGUUGGCAGUCAUGAGUUGGUCAACUCAUAAACACAUUAGAGAUGUUUCACUUAGUUUAGUGACCUGUAAACACCUGCAAGCUUAUCAGUCUCUAAUUUGUACUACUGUAUUUGUGUUGAAAUGCUUCUAAAUAGUGAAGAAGAGGCGAAGCGACAGGGUUUACUCUGUCCAAAAUCUUUCCAUGAAAAUAAGACCACGAAGUGAGGAAUUUUUGAAUGGUCAAUGGCAGUGACAAAUAUGGUCAACAAAAAAAUGUAAUUGCUAUUUUGCUACAUGAGGCUUAUUUGAUCGAAUAUACGUUUUGUAAUGGUUAGGUUGUUACACGUGGUAUUUCGGCAACUUUGGAAAAACAAUAUCUUUAUAUCAGUUAUGCCUGUUGUUCACACGCUUUUUCUGCCCUCUCAUUGGCGAGAAUGGUUCCACCUGAUCUCGCCUCCCGCACCUGCUUUCCAUCUUUGAGGACAUGUAUGUCCAUUGUGAGAUCGACCACUUGACUAUCUUGUCAAUAUAAUAGAUCAUCUUUGUUGUAACUCACCAGACUGUUGUAAUGUUUAUGUUUACUUUAAAUUGCGGCAUAGAAUUGCUUCAUUGUGAUUCAAAAUAAACAGCUGCUCCUU